AGAUAAAAUGUUAUUUUGGUCAUUUUAGUUUUUGAAGACUAUUUUUGUGACAUAAACUUAGAAAAGUGCUAUUUUGAAGAUUUGGCCCAAAAAUAUUGUAUAUUUACAUAUUUCCUCCAAAAUAAGACCAAAAGGACCAAAACUCUUUGACUAACCGAGAGAAUGCCUAGCGGAUAGCCUAUGGGCCUAAACUACUUAAUAGCCCAUUUGUGUUAACAGGCCAUGGAAAGCAACACCUAGUGGACUUUGAUAAACAGAGCCCACACGAGUUCAGAAGCGCGGGAAAAAACAAAUAUCAUCGGCGCCGGAGAUAUCAAAAGUCCCCGGAGACUAAGAGAGAGAGACGGAAACCUUCUUCAAAUCACUCAAAAGAUAGUAUCUUUUUAUGAGAAAUGUUGAGUCUUGAGAGAAUCGAUAAUGUUGUAGAUUGUGGUGGGGAGAACUGGGACUGAUAUGCUUAUUGGUGAACCUACAUUGCUCAAGAAGGUGGCAAGUGCCCCCACAAAAUUUUCAAAGUUUGUUAAAUAUGUUUAAACUUUGAUUAUUUUUCUUUUAGUAAAUAACAUUUUUACCUAUACUUUUUAAGUUUAUGUAAGAUUUGUCCACACAAGAAAAUAAUUCUACAUUCGCCGCUGGAUAUGCUUACCAAUGAAGCUGGGGAAGUCACUAGGUUACUCUCUCAUGUGUUACCCUGUUUGUGUCUUUUAGCAUUUGUGUUCUUAUGUUAAUGUGGUGUCUCAUGUUUAUGUAAUGUUCUAGCCAUUUGCAAGGGAUGUUUAAUCGAACAAUCCGUCUUCUUGAAGCUGGAAUCAAGCCUGUGUAAAUGUUCUUCUCCCCCACAUUCUUGUUUUACGUUCUUUUAAUACUACUUUUUCUAAGUUAGUUAUGAAUGUUUACUACAGAUAUGUUUUCGAUGGGAAGCCCCCGGAGUUAAAGAGACAAGAAAUAGCUAAACGGUACUCGAAGAGAGCAGAUGCAACUGCGGAUUUAGCUGGUGCUAUUGAGGCGGGAAACAAGGAGGACAUUGAGAAGUACAGCAAACGAACUGUGAAGGUGACAAAACAACACAAUGACGACUGCAAAAGACUCCUAAGGCUCAUAGGGGUGCCUGUUGUUGAGGCCACUUCCGAAGCUGAAGCGCAAUGUGCUGCACUUUGCAAAUCAGGAAAGGUGUAUGGUGUGGCUUCUGAAGAUAUGGAUUCCAUAACCUUUGGAGCACCUAAGUUUCUCCGCCACCUGAUGGAUCCUAGCUCCAGAAAGAUCCCUGUCAUGGAAUUUGACGUUGCUAAGAUAUUAGAAGACCUUCAGCUUACCAUGGACCAGUUCAUCGAUUUGUGCAUAUUGUCCGGAUGUGACUACUGUGACAGCAUCCGAGGUAUUGGUGGGCAGACUGCUCUAAAGCUUAUUCGCCAGCAUGGAUCCAUUGAGACUAUACUCGAAAAUAUUAACAAAGACAGGUAUCAAAUACCUGAGGAAUGGCCAUACAAUGAAGCUCGUAAACUUUUUAAAGAACCUGAUGUUUUAACAGAUGAAGAGCAGCUUGAUAUCAAGUGGAUCUCUCCAGAUGAAGAUGGUAUAGUCCAGUUUUUGGUGAAUGAAAAUGGAUUCAACAUAGAUAGAGUAACCAAGGCUGUAGAGAAAAUAAAAUCUGCAAAGAAUAAGUCCUCCCAGGGAAGGCUGGAGUCGUUUUUCAAACCAUUUGCUAACUCAUCCAUGCCUGCUAAGAGAAAGCAAACCCCAGAUAGUAACACUAAAGGAGCAGCAAAUAAGAAAGCCAAGGCAGGUGGUGGUGGGAGGAAGAAGAAAUAAGUCACAGUCCAAGUUGUUAUCAAGCUGAAGGCUGUGUAAGUUAGUAGAUAAUCUACUGCAAAGAUCUGGGGA
Messenger RNA from Brassica napus (rape), 1881 nucleotides. RefSeq names its product flap endonuclease 1-like. Bases 886 to 1809 code for a protein of 307 amino acids. Gene Ontology annotation, molecular function: 5'-flap endonuclease activity; DNA binding; 5'-3' exonuclease activity. The record is from RefSeq and is a predicted model, not a curated record. NCBI's taxonomy places the organism in Eukaryota, Viridiplantae, Streptophyta, Magnoliopsida, Brassicales, Brassicaceae. The transcript has 12 exons.